AUGGGACCUGGAAAAAGAAACAGUGGAAUGUGGCUAAGAGAAGCUGGCAGGUAGGAGAGGCUAUGCGGAGGAGUUUGAUUGUGGUGGUUGUGAUUGAUAAAGUACAGGGGCCACCUGAAAUGUCUGCUGUGGCUUAUAGCACUUUUCUUGAGUAUUCACAUUUCACAUACUUCAGCUGUCAGUGUGACAACCCUCUAUUACUAUCUUCAUAUUGCAGAGGAAGAGGUGGCCUACAGCCACCUAGUGAGUUCUUAGCCAAGGUGGUAAUUUGAAGCGGGGACUUCCCAAAACAGGCUUUGAGCAGCUGCAUUACACCGUAACGCUUCAAGCUGCAGUUGGGAAGCACGUUGCUUAGAGAUAUUUACUGCAAAAUCUAUAUGGUUGUUCCCCCCUCCCCCCCCCCAAUUGAAACUUGCCGUGUCUAUUUCUCCAUGGAACCCAUGCAGCCCUUUGAAAGAAACACACCGGCUUGGAAAUUUGCCCGCAAGAGGGUGGUGCUGCCAACUGAUUGUAACAUUGGAAGCUGCCUGCCUUAUAUGGAGUCAGAUCAUUGGCCUGUCCAGUUCAAGACUGUCUGCACGAG
This is a messenger RNA of Podarcis lilfordi (Lilford's wall lizard), 583 nucleotides long. The record is from the annotation of a GenBank genome assembly. NCBI's taxonomy places the organism in Eukaryota, Metazoa, Chordata, Lepidosauria, Squamata, Lacertidae.